Molecule: messenger RNA, 1224 nt
Organism: Anoplophora glabripennis (Asian longhorned beetle)
Lineage: Eukaryota; Metazoa; Arthropoda; Insecta; Coleoptera; Cerambycidae
Product: RNA cytidine acetyltransferase
Exons: 2
Biological process (GO): rRNA acetylation involved in maturation of SSU-rRNA
Cellular component (GO): nucleolus; 90S preribosome
Molecular function (GO): tRNA binding; 18S rRNA cytidine N-acetyltransferase activity
Source: RefSeq, a predicted model, not a curated record
AGGUUACAUACACGUGUUAUUUGUUAUUUCAUUUCUCUUUUCAUUUAUUUAUAUACCUAGUUAAUUUGUGUUAUUAUUCACUGUUUUGGGUUUAGACGAAUAGGAUUUUUGAGAAAUAUUUUUAAUAUGGUGCGAAAAAAAAUUGAUAACCGUAUAAGAAUUUUAAUUGAAAAUGGAGUGAAACUUGGUCACAGAACUUUAUUUGUUGUUACAGGCGAAAAAAGUCGCGAUCAGGUAGUUAUUUUACACCAUAUUCUCUCUAAGGCCUGUAUAAAAGAGAGACCAUCAGUAUUGUGGUGUUAUAAAAACGAAUUGGGAUUUAAUACACACAAGAAAAAACGAAUAAAACAAUUACAGAAUAAAAUUCAAUCAGGAAAACUUGUAGUAAAUGAGGAUGACCCAUUUGAAUUAUUUCUUUCUUCCACGAAAAUACGAUAUUGCUACUAUUCUGAGACUCAUAAAAUACUUGGGAAUACAUAUGGAAUGUGUGUAUUACAAGAUUUUCAGGCCAUUACUCCAAAUCUCCUGGCCAGAACAAUUGAAACUGUUGAAGGAGGUGGCUUGAUAAUAAUUUUAUUACAGUUCCACACAUCUUUAAAACAACUCUAUACUAUGAACAUGGAUGUCCAUCAAAGGUUUCGUACUGAGGCACAUCAAAAUGUUAUUUGUAGAUUCAAUGAAAGAUUUUUAUUAUCAUUGGCUGCUUGUACACAUUGCCUAGUUGUGGAUGAUCAAUUAACAGUUUUACCUAUGUCAUCGCAUAAUAUAAAUGUUACUUCUGUAGAAAAUUUACAUGAACUAUCACAAAAUGAAGUGGAACUUAGUAAUUUGAAAGAUCAAUUUAAAGAUGCACAACCUAUAGGAGUUUUGGUUAAUUUAUCUAAGACAUGCGACCAAGCGAAAGUCUUGCUGAAAUUUAUUGAGAGUAUUUCGGAAAAAUCCUUAAAGACAACAGUAUCACUCACUGCAGCUAGAGGUAGAGGAAAAUCUGCUACAUUAGGUUUGGCUGUAUCUGCUGCAGUAGCUUUUGGUUAUUCAAAUAUAUUGAUUACCAGUCCUAGUCCUGAAAAUUUAUGUACGUUUUUUGAGUUUGUUUUUAAAGGAUUUGAUGCUUUGGGGUAUGAAGAACAUAUUGACUAUGAAUUAAUACAGAGCACGAAUCCAGAAUUUAGUAAAGCUAUCGUCCGAGUUAAUAUUUUCAGAGAUCAUCGACAAACCAUCCAG